UUAUAGAUAAACCGAUACGACCGGAUAUCCGGUUUGACAAGCUAGCGAUAUGGUUGUGUCGGUAGCAGCCGUAUAAAUCGACAGCAACCAGCCACAAAUGCUGAGAUGAACCGGUUGAAGAGACAUGAACCGGGUAUCGCGAGACUAGCUCGGUUGACAGUGCGUUUAUAAAACAACGCGAGAGUCGGAAAUGCCCGCGAAGCUAUUCUCACGCAUGCUCCGUAGCUCACCAAGACAACGAGAAUGGAUGUAAAUAGUAGCAGCGUUAGCGGGUCACCGAGAAAGAUUUUCAAUACAGCAGCCAGACAAAAGUCUAAAGUGUGGAACGUUUUCGGGUUUUACAAGAAGGACGGAAAACUCGACAAAAACCACGCUAUUUGUAAGCUAUGCAGAGCACCUCUGAAGUACACUGGUAGCACAACAAACCUUGAUCAACAUGCAACGAGAAAACACAGAGAGGAGUAUGGCGAACUUCUCAAGCCCCAUAACAACGAGCAGGAGCAGGCAGCUGCCACACAGAGAGCGACGGGUAACGUUAUCACUAAAUUUUACGGGCAACUCGGCGACAGUUCAUCACGAGCUAAGGAUAUAACGGCAUCAAUAACCCGUUUCAUAGCUAAGGGCUUAUGGCCGUACAAUAUAGUGGAGGGGGAAGGAUUUCAGGAUUUGAUUCAUACGUUAGAGCCCAGAUAUAAGAUUCCGUCCCGGCAGCAUAUCACAAACACAUGCAUGCCAGCGUUGUAUGCCCAAGUGAAGAGCCAAGUUGAAAAAGAAUUGGCACAUGCAGAGCGAGUUGCUAUUACAACCGAUGCCUGGACGUCAUGCUCCACUGAGUCUUAUGUGACCAUCACUGUCCACUACAUCUCUCCAGACUGGAAGUUAAAUGUGCAUGUGUUGCAAACCAGGGCAUUCAAAGGAUCCCACACUGGGAAAAACAUUGGUGCUCUGCUAAAACAGGCAUGUGUUGACUGGAACCUUCUUGAUAAAGAUCCAGCCCUGGUGACAGACAAUGCCACAAACAUGGUAUUAGCUGGAGUGGAAGCAGAGAUGACCCCUCACCUCAUGUGCUUUGCACACACUAUUAAUCUCGCCACACAGAAAGCCUUUAAAGUUGACACAGUAGCAAGGUUGCUGGGGAGAGUGAGGAAAGCCGUUGCCUUUUUUCAUCGUAGUGUGAGGGCAGCAGAAAUCCUUCAAGAGAAACAGAAACAACUAGCCUUGCCUUCCCACAAACUCAUCCAAGAUGUAUCCACGCGGUGGAAUAGCUCCCAUGACAUGCUUGAACGCUUUUUUGAGCAACAUCCUGCGAUUUCUGCAGCACUCAUGUCCAGGGACCUCAGAAAAGGAGAAGAGGUGAAUACUCUCAAGGACAAAGACUUCUGCGACAUUGAAGACAUUGUCAAACUGAUGGCGCCGGUCAAACUUGUGACUACCAGCAUGUCUGAAGACAAGCGACCCACACUCUCAAUGAUUCUUCCUGUAAAAGCAAAGCUUAAAAAGAACUUUGAACCAUCAGAUGAAGACUCAGUGUUAAUCAGAGAGAUGAAGCAGGCGUUCAAGAAUGACUUGGAGAAACGCUACACAGGCCUUGAAGAUCUCUUCCACACUGCAGCAGCUCUGGACCCCCGUUUUAAGUCCCUGCCCUUCCUCAGUAACCAUGAUGCAGAGAGGACAUUCACAAGCAUAUCAGCAGAAGCAGCAUCCCUGCAUCACAAGGUAACGGGGGGUUCAGUUCAGAGAGGUCCAGUGCAGACUGAUCCAUGUCAGAGUGAACCUGCAAAUGGAGAUCCGGACGUCUGCAUUGAUGUACCCCAGACCCAAGAUGAGCAUAAAGGUUUGUGUGUUUUAUAACUUGUGAUCAAGAACGAGAAGACUUUGUCUUAAACUUGUGCUGCAGUCAUAGUAUCAGUAUAAAACACAUUCACUAUAAUAAGAGGAUCUGCAUGCAAAGAAAGAGUUAAAUAAUAAUG
Molecule: messenger RNA, 1970 nt
Organism: Nematolebias whitei (Rio pearlfish)
Lineage: Eukaryota; Metazoa; Chordata; Actinopteri; Cyprinodontiformes; Rivulidae
Product: E3 SUMO-protein ligase ZBED1-like
Exons: 2
Coding region: 244-1851 (535 amino acids)
Molecular function (GO): DNA binding
Source: RefSeq, a predicted model, not a curated record